AUGCGCUCCCCGGGGGCUGCACGCAGUGUAGACGUCCUCUUCCGCGAUGAGAGCGAGAACAUCAUACGGAAGGCGAAAGCUUCGGAGGCGAAGAAGACUACUGCUUCCAAUCGCUUUUCAGACAGGCGAAAGUUGCCACAUGAUGAGCCUGUGCAAAAGGUUUCAGAGCGGGAGCCUGGCCUACUUGAUAUCACUGCUUGGCAAGGUCUGGUCGACGGAGGGCUGACUAUGCGGCCAACUCUCGAAGAGAGCGCGACAUGCCAUUUCUUCUUCAACUACAUUGUCGGCGUCAAUGCCCCUACGAGGAUGGAAAUGGACAAUUUGACAUGGAUGUACAAGCAUAGCAAUACUGACGGAACCCUCACCACCGCUGUCCGGGCCGUGAGCUUCGCCAGUUAUGCCCACCACAGGCGUAGUACAGAGCUCGAGAACGCCUCUAUGCUCCAAUAUACCAAAGCCUGUGGCCUUACCAACGAGGCACUCCAAUCUUCCGACAGGGCGGUCAAGGACACGACCCUUCUCUCCAUACUCAUCCUCGGCAUGUACGAAGUCAUGACUGGUGUCAAUCAGCGAUCUAUCAAAGCUUGGAUAGCGCAUGUCAAUGGCUCGGCCGCUUUGUUGAAGCUGAGAGGAACCGAACAACUUGCGAAUCCCAUCGGUCGCCGCUUGUUCGUCCAGGCAAUGACGGGCAUCUUGACCACCUCGAUCCAGCUGUGUAUGCCGAUUCCAGACAACAUUAUGGAGAUGGCCGAGAAACUGCCAGACCUGAUACAUCCUGCCGACGACUUCGCACGCCGAGCGUAUAACAUCCACCUGGCGCUCAUUAACGCUAAUCAGUAUCGCUGUGUCGUGGAAUCAAAGGAGCUGACUGACCCAUUCGACAUUGUCUCGAAAGGCCUGGAAUUAGAUGCGCCGCUUGCGGCAGUUCACGAUUCAUCCGUGCCGGAGUGGAAGUACGAUGUUCGUACCUCGUCUGAGCAUCACAUCGCCUUCAAGGGAACCUACCACGUCUAUGCCGAUCUUCUGACCGCGAACCUGUGGAGCGCAACCCGUGUCAUGCGAAGCCUUCUCCACGAGACGAUCCGGUCGACAUUACUCCAAGGCUUCGCUGCUCGCCCACCAGUCUUCACCAAGGUGGAGCAUACUAAGCAAUUUCAACGCACGACGGAUCUCUUGCAUCAACUAGCAGCCGACAUCCUUGCUUCGGUCCCUCAACAUCUAGGCUACGUCAAAGCCAGCCCAGUGGCUCAGACCCAAGAGACGGCUCAGGAAGAGCCAUCGCAACGCCCACAAGAUUCGAUCAAAGCCUUCAUGCCAUCAAACGACAUCCCCUUCCGCGACGUCAUCGCAGACAUGCGUCACGCCGUCGCUCCCAAGAGCUCCAUGCAAUUUGUCCAGGCGCGGUCGAGUGGUGGCAUGAAUCUGAUGUGGCCUUUGUUCUACGCGGCUACACGGGACAUCUCGACACCGGAGCAGCAGGCUUAUUGUACGAAAGUCUUGCGUGUCAUUGGAGAUGAGAUGGGGAUACGGCAGGCGCUUGUGUUGGCUGGUGCUUUGGAGUCGAAGACCGGCAUUGAUGCUUGGGACGGGGACGAGAAUAGGGUGGAGCUGGAGGAUGAUUGA
Messenger RNA from Saxophila tyrrhenica, 1623 nucleotides. RefSeq lists its product as uncharacterized. The record is from RefSeq and is a predicted model, not a curated record. NCBI's taxonomy places the organism in Eukaryota, Fungi, Ascomycota, Dothideomycetes, Mycosphaerellales, Extremaceae. Bases 1 to 1623 code for a protein of 540 amino acids. The transcript has 2 exons.